Molecule: messenger RNA, 4489 nt
Organism: Hypomesus transpacificus
Lineage: Eukaryota; Metazoa; Chordata; Actinopteri; Osmeriformes; Osmeridae
Gene: cntn5
Product: contactin 5
Exons: 24
Coding region: 392-3676 (1094 amino acids)
Biological process (GO): cell-cell adhesion
Molecular function (GO): protein binding
Source: RefSeq, a predicted model, not a curated record
CACGCGGCACAACUGAGGGAGACAACUGUGCUGUGAACCAGAUUGCCUGCCUGCUUCCCUCCUGGCGGCAUUCGACAGUGGCUGAAAGGUUUUCUUAAGUAUUGGGAAAGGUGAAGUGCCCCAAGAAAAAGUGAACGCUGAGGAAUUCUACUUUAGAUUUCGUCAAGAAGGAUAGGAUGUAUCAUUCAUGUCGUUUUACCAUUUAGAAGCACGCUCUUUGGAAUCAGGUUUACAAUUCCGGCGACCGAGAUUUCAAGUCGUUUCUGGAGAGGCGAAAAUACAGUAACGUAACAUCAGAACAAUCCGUCUGGUCCCAGCAUUUGGCCACACAGCUUUAAUGAAGAAACAGACCUGCUAACAAUAUCGCUGAAGGGGACCCUCCUGAACAAGUAUGGGGUCACCAUGGAAACCACUUCUCCUCCUGUCCAUCAUCGGUGGCCUUUCAGACUUUGCCAAAGCCGUUGCGGGAAGGCCUGUAUCUUAUGCGGCAUUGUUGAGGAUGAAACCGGACAGCUCUUCCUCAUUGCUUAAUUCACGGACCAGACCUCGACACGACCGUAGCAGAGGGCCGUCGUCUCCUGACUGGCCGUCUUUCCCCAGUCACCACCUGUCAGCCCUAAGUCAGCUCAGCUCUCAGGAGGACUACAGGAGUGAAGAGAAUGAAGAGUUUGGACCAGUAUUCAUCCAGGAGCCCGAAGAUGGCAUUUUUGCGUUGGACUCAGAAGAGAGGAAGGUGAUGAUGAACUGUGAAGCACGAGGCAAUCCUCCACCUACGUACAGUUGGCUCAUCAAUGGGACAGAGGUGGAUGUUGAAUCAGACUAUCGCUACACCUUUAUCGACGGAAACUUGAUCAUAACCAAUGCAAGCGAAGUCACGGAUUACGGGAGAUACCAGUGCAAGGCAGAUAAUAGCUAUGGAACAAUCCUGAGCCGAGACGCCCUCUUGCAGUUUGCUUAUCUGGGUGCCUUCAGUGAGAGAAAACGAGGAGACGUCUCUGUGCGUGAAGGACAGGGCGUCGUGCUGAUGUGCACUCCUCCCGCCCACUCUCCAGAGAUAAUAUACAGCUGGGUGUUCAAUGAGUUUCCCUCGUUCGUGGCCGAGGACAGCCGGCGCUUCAUCUCCCAGGAAACCGGCAACCUGUACAUCUCCAAGGUGCAGCCCUCAGACGUGGGUAGCUACAUCUGUCUGGUGAAGAACACGGUGACCAACGCACGGGUCCUGAGCCCACCGACACCGCUGAUACUGAAAACAGAUGGUAUAAUGGGAGAAUAUGAGCCAAAAAUUGAGGUGCAUUUUCCUACCUCUGUUCUGACUGCUAAAGGAGUGACUGUGAGACUGGAGUGCUUUGCCCUGGGGAAUCCUGUGCCAACUAUCACAUGGAGGAAGAUCAAUGGCAACAUUCCCAAAAAGGCCCGGCUUCGAAAGUCCCAGGCUGUGCUGGAGAUUCCCAACAUCCAGCUGGAAGACUCAGGGAUGUAUGAGUGCAAAGCAGAGAAUCCAAGGGGCGGUACAGCCUUCAAAGGCCAUCUUCAGGUCUACACCUACCCACAAUGGAUCAGCAUGAUUAAUGACACCCAACUGGAUAGUGGAGAUCGUCUCCAGUGGGAGUGCAAGGCCACAGGGAAGCCCAGACCUGCCUAUCGCUGGCUGCGCAACGGUGUCCCAGUCACCCCUCAGAGCAGAGUGGAAAUGGUGAAUGGAGAACUGGUCAUCCAGAAAGUGCAGCAGGCAGACUCCGGAAUGUACCAGUGCGUUGCAGAAAAUAAAUACGGUGCCAUCUACUCCAGUGCAGAACUCAAAAUCUUAGCAUCAGCCCCAAUCUUUUACUCCAAUCCUGUCAGGAUUAUUGCUACGCUUGGGAAAGACGUGUCACUGGAGUGCAAGCCCAGGGCAUCACCAAAGCCAAGGAUAACAUGGAGAAGAGGAGACCGAAGGAUACAGCCCAGCAGGAGGAUUAUGCUGUUGCGGAACAACACUCUGAGAAUCGUUAACUCCAGCCGAGCGGAUGAGGGGAACUAUGUGUGCCGAGCUGAGAAUCAGUUUGGCUCAGCAGAGAUGACUGCCAUGCUGUGGGUAAAAGAGGCCAUGCGUGUGGAGCUUAGUCCCAGCAGAGUGGAGGUGACGGUGGGGGAGAGCGUGGUUUUGAGCUGCAAGGCAACACAUGACCCAUCACUGGAUGUGGCUUUCCAGUGGCUCCUCAACCAGAAACCUUUAAACUUCCAACAGGAUGGCAACCACUUUGAAUACAUCCAAACACAGUCCUCAACGGUGGAUUUGAUGAUAAGGAGCAUUCUGCUGAAGCAUGCUGGGAAAUACGGCUGCCGGGCUCAGACCAGUGCUGACACGGUGUUUGCAGAGGCAGAGCUGCUUGUUAGAGGUCCCCCAGGACCCCCAGGAGUGGUGAUAGUGGAGGAGAUCACAGACACCACCGCCACUCUGUCCUGGAGUCGUGGGGUGGACAACCACAGCCCUAUCAGCACCUAUAAUUUACAGGCCCGCAGCCCAUUUUCAUUAGGCUGGCAGACUGUCAGAACAGACCCAGAACCAGUCAUAGGGGACCUAGAGUCAGCCAUGGCUGUGGACCUCAACCCCUGGGUGGAGUAUGAAUUCAGAGUAGUGGCCAGCAAUGCUAUUGGGACCGGGGACCCUAGUGCUCCUUCCAGAGGGGUUAGGACAAAAGAAGCAGUACCAUCGGUGGCUCCAGCUAAUGUAAGCGGGGGAAAUGGCCGCAGGCAUGAACUGGUCAUCUCGUGGGAGCCUGUGUCUGAAGAAUUCCAAAACGGUGAAGGCUUUGGGUACAUUGUGGCAUUCCGAGCCAACGGGACGCGAGGUUGGAAGGAGAAAAUGGUGACAUCUGCAGAUUCCACAACUUACAAGUAUAGAGACGAGACCUUCCCUCCCCUAACCCCCUUUGAAGUGAAGGUGGGGGUGUACAACAACAAGGGUGAUGGACCCUUCAGCGGGAUGGUCACCGUCUACUCUGCGGAAGGGGAGCCAAGAGAGGCCCCAUCUGACAUGAAGGCUUCCAGCAUUUCUUCAUCGGAAAUUAGGGUCACUUGGAAACCGCCCAAUCCUGGUCCUGGAAGACCACAAGGAUAUGAAGUGUGCUACUGGAAGGACAUGGAACAGGAGGAGUCAGGAAAGAGGAGGAGGACUUUAGGAAAUGAGACCUCCAUGGUGCUGACAGGACUGGAGGGCAACAGCGUGUAUUCCAUCACAGUGAAAGGCUUCAACAGCAUCGGCCAGGGCCCCGCCAGCAGUGCUAUCACAGCCAACACCAGGAAAGACCCUCCAGUUCAGCCUCCUAGCAACCUCAUGUGGAUUCAAGAGGGCAAUAAUGUGUCUUUGAGCUGGGACCCAGUCAGAUCAAAGGACAAUGAGUCCGCUGUCAUUGGAUACACGGUCCUACUAAGCCAAGAAGGAAGAGGACACCAUCAGGUGACCAGGACCAUCAACCCCUCCGUGGUGCUCUCAUUGCCAGAGGGUGGCACCUAUAUCAUGGAGGUGCGGGCAGUUAGUGAGGGUGGCGAGGGGGCAGCCAGCUCCCAAGUCCGAGUGCUCACUUCCUCUGGUGUCCGAGCCAAAAGUGGCCAGUGCUCGUUGCACAGUGGCCUGCCACUGGGCCUGAUGUGGACGGUUCUGCUCCUGGUUCCUCUGGUGCCUUCAGCUUCUUAGUGAAGCCUCCAAGCCACCCUCAUCUCCCUUGUGGGACCCAGCCGCCUUCUUCUCCUCCAUCCCCCAGACUGUCUGCUUGCUUUGGCCUUACCUGUCCCACAGGGCCUGGGGCCUGGGAUCAGCUGAGGGGGUACUGCUUCUGCCAGUAAAGGACGGUCUCAGAUAACACCUCAACUCUUUUGUUUCCUGUUCUUGUUGAGCCUGAACUUUUGACUUUUUUUUGCCAUUCUUUCCAACAUCACUGUAGUGUUGUACUGUAGUGUACAUUGUGUGGAAAGACUUGUUUUAUAAUUUACAUUAACUUUAUGGGGCGUUUUCCUAUUGACUGGCAUCUAACUACUUCCAGACGGCUCCUGCAGCUCUGGGGCUUCACAGACCGUGAACAAUUCCCCGAAAGCUGCUGUGGCUGUAAUACAGGGAUCAGCCGGGCUGCUUCUUUUCAUUACUUAUCUGCAUCAAUUUACCCCUUGGCUGCCUAACAAGCAACCCAGCAACAGCUCAGUAGAGAUAAGUGCAUUGUUUUUCUUAUUCACACAUGAAGGGAAAAAAGUUUUUUAUAGUACUGAGGAUAUUACUAUUUCCAGACUUGCUUUUUGUACAUUGUGUUACCUUUAGAGAAAAACAGUGGUGUGUGUCUGCUACGUCAAAGUUUCUGUUGUCCUGGUAGCAAAAAGCAGUGCUUGGUGCCAUGUGGACUGGUGGAUGUAGAGGAGGUGGAAGACAGGGGCUCACCUGUAGUGCCCAAACACAUUAGACAAAGAUGAUGACUCUGUGAUGACUCAUGGUGUCAGUACAAAUAAAUGUGAUGUAUUU